CUUUCGGUACUUUUGGCACUUGUUUAUGACUUUCUGAUUAUAAAACCAGCGUUGUUUCAUGCGAGCGUUACUUGUUUCAACUUGAAAAGACGAAGCAUGUAUCUGCAUUGUGUGCUCAUACUGCUGGCAUUGUUUGGUAUCCACGUAUCAGAAUGCCUACAGUGUUUCAACUGUCAAAAUAUCAAUGAUCCCAAAUCAUGUACAGGCCAGGUGGAAUGUUUAAACAACCAGUACUGCUUUUUGCAAACCGUCCAUUCUGGCAAUGAAGUACUUUACAACAUGGGCUGUCAGAACAAUCAGGUACGGUAAAAGUUAUAUUUAUUAUCGAUAAGAUUUAGGUUUUAUUCUGUAAAAACAUACAUUUAGCAUAAAAGAAAAAAAGAAACCGAAUGUUGAAAUAUAAAGUUAUAAUUAGAUUCCAAGUUUUUAUUUUGACGGUAUUAAUUUUAGUGCAGGUGUUUGUUGUGAUUGAUGUCAUUUGAAAGAUGUAGUCAAGUGAUCACAAGUACUAGUUUAAAUUAAAAUCUUUUCUCCUAACUGAAAUAUUCGAAUUUCAAAAGUGUUGUGUUCGAAAACUUUCUUAGUGUAUAUACGGCACUUUUCGAUGACCUUAUAAUAUAUUAUAUUAUCAUGUUUUCUAAACAACUUUUCUCAUUUCGCUGUCCGGUUUGCGCAUUCGUUUGUAGACGCGCAUUUCAUAUGGGUGCUCGAAUAUCCACACAGAACAAGACCAUAUUUAAAUAUUUCGAGAAAAACUAAAGUACGCCUAUACUUUGCAUGUGUCCGUACAAUAUAAAUAUGCUUAUUUAAAAUGCCUAAUGUGUUUUAGUAUAUAAAUAAGCUAUAAAUAAUGUUUCAUAUCCAUAUUUAUCUACAUGGCAAAACGGCAGUUAUGCAGUUCCUCUGUCAUUGGUCGCUCAGUACAGACAAGACAACAGAACAGAUGUCAUGAAUGUUGUAGUACAGAUUACUGCAACGAUCAACUCUGUGCUCACAGAGAAGCAUUAGCCUGCCUGAACGAUCCAAAUGUUGACUGCGCUCGGCUGAAUACGUUACUCGACGUUUGUUCUGAUGCCAGCAAUGCUAAAAAAAUAUGUCCACAAUUUUGCGGUCUAUGUAGUCUUGUGGAUGGCAACUGGGCAGAGUGGAGCCAAUGGUCGACAUGCAGUGUAACGUGUGAGAAUGGCACAACUACACGUUCACGCACAUGUACGAACCCGCCACCUAGUAACGGUGGCCUCAACUGUGGAGGACCAGCAGUUGACUCGCAAUUGUGCACAAACCAACUUUGUCCAGUGCAUGGUAAUUGGUCGGGUUGGUCAACAUGGUCGACCUGCACCGAAACGUGUGAUAUUGGGAUUAAAACUAGGAUGAGAACGUGCAACAAUCCGAAACCGGACAGAUUUGGAGAUAAUUGUUUUGGCGAUGCUACCCAGUUCAUAUUAUGCCUAAAUGACCCAUGCAGUUACAGAAAUGGUGGUUGGUCCAGUUGGAAUCCAUGGCUGAGUUGUUCAGUCACGUGUGGUAUGGGCAUGAGAAUACGCAAUCGGACGUGUUCCAAUCCAAUCCCGUCCGCCUACGGAAAAGCGUGUGUUGGAGACUUCAACGACUUCGCUUUUUGUGUAAAUACACCAUGUACAUUUGUUUCCUUCAAUGUCCGUGGAUUCAACCUUCUGAUUAAUAAUGUGAAUGCUUUUCCAUUCACUGUCAGCAAUGUUGGGAACGCGUACAAUACAAGUGAUGGACAUUUCACCGCUCCCGUCACUGGAGUUUACUACUUUGCAUCCCAGUUCUGCCAUUCCAGUACUAUCCAUUUCUACAUUGAAAAAGGAAACGCUGCAAUGAGUUCAAACACGCGUCUUACAUCAACUCGCGGAUACGAUAGUAGUACCGGGUGCACAUCCGUUUCCACGACGGUGAAAUUGAACACAAAUGAACACGUGUGGGUGUUAAUGGCGGGCCAAUAUGAUUCGUCUUCUGUAUAUCAAGGUCCCCUUGACUGGAAUAUAUUUACCGGCACACUUAUCCAACAGCUUGACUGAAAGCAAAAUGAUAGACAAAGUGAACUAUUGAUUUACGCGCACACCAAAAAUGUUUGUAGAUCUAUAAAAAAAGUUUGUUUAACACUAGUAUAUAACUAUAUAUAAACAAUAGUCCUUUUUUGUUUUGCAUUAACGAAGUGGUAUAAUAUUAUGCAUUGUAUGGGGUACUUCAAAACGGCAUAUGAAUUAGAAAUCGAAACGUAAUAUCAACGGUUAACAUUUUUUAUUUUGUGUAUCCUGUUUGAUACCCGGUUUGUGUUAAGUAUUAUGGUAAAGAUAGUAUAAUAUUUUCAUUGAUAAAUUGUUUAACAAUGCUAUUCUUUAUGUCAUAAUUUUUAUUAAAGUAAACUAACUCAUUACUAUUUAGAACAAAAACAUGUUUUUAAUAUAAAUACCGAAUAAAAAGGCAAAGUAAAA
Messenger RNA from Dreissena polymorpha, 2459 nucleotides. RefSeq names its product thrombospondin-2-like. Gene Ontology annotation, molecular function: protein binding. Bases 876 to 2042 code for a protein of 388 amino acids. The record is from RefSeq and is a predicted model, not a curated record. The transcript is spliced from 9 exons. NCBI's taxonomy places the organism in Eukaryota, Metazoa, Mollusca, Bivalvia, Myida, Dreissenidae.